Zerene cesonia (dogface butterfly) is the source of this 1037-nucleotide messenger RNA. RefSeq lists its product as uncharacterized. The record is from RefSeq and is a predicted model, not a curated record. Gene Ontology annotation, cellular component: chitin-based extracellular matrix. Gene Ontology annotation, molecular function: structural constituent of chitin-based larval cuticle. Bases 48 to 944 code for a protein of 298 amino acids. The transcript is spliced from 3 exons. NCBI's taxonomy places the organism in Eukaryota, Metazoa, Arthropoda, Insecta, Lepidoptera, Pieridae.
GUUGUACUGCUAUAAAUAAUUACCAAAUAAAUUAAUUAUUCAAUACGAUGUUUGUGCACAAAUUUGUUUUACUUGGGACAUUAAUUGUAAAUAUUGUUUUAAGUGAGGAAAUCGAUGAUGAUAUUCGUGUAAACGUGCAUCGGCCUAAACAGUUAUCUACCUAUGCAUACAAUCAUCCACCUCUAUUUGAAUCACCUGACGACAUUUUUGUUGGACAAAAAGAAGUAGUGCGAAAAGCAAAAUCAGUAGAAUCGACGCAAGAACCCGCAGAUCGUAGGGAUCGUGAAAUUGGCGUAGUUUAUGAAAAUACCGCCAGCGAAAAGAUACCAAAUACUGCUGAAAAUAAAACAAGGAGACGAAAACAAAGAAGACGCCAGCACAGCAGUACUAAUACUACACCAAGCGAUAAUUUAACAAGAAGCUAUACUAAAAAUGAAAAGUUAAAUAAAGAAAAACUUAUUACUACUCCUACACCAGCAUUGUUAGAAGCAGUUAAAACCACUUCAUCGCCUAGUCGUGACGUAACACUUUUUCCUAAACGUCCCAUCGAAGACAGCAAAAGGAUAGAGUUUCAGAGGCAGGGCCGAACACGAACUCCUGCUGUCAAAAUAUUAGAUUCAUCAAACUUUGUGUAUUCACACACUGGCAACUUCCAUUACAGCUAUGAUUCAGCCGAUGGGACAAAGGUGUCUAGCAGAGGGGAGUUACGAAAUGUUAAUGAAGGCACUGGAGAAGCUGUAGAAGGGAAUGUUUUCUAUACGGAUAAGGAAGGAAACGACUUUAGCCUAUCCUAUACCGCUGACGAAAAUGGAUAUAGACCAGUGGGCGCCCAUCUUCCCACACCGCCACCAAUCCCGCCAGCAAUUGCUCGUGCCCUUCGUUACUUGGCCACUAAAAAGCCCGAUGACGUCACAGAAAUUCCAGAAAAGAAAAGUGUAAAUUAAAAUAUGCUAUUGAAAAGAUAAUGCAUAUAAAAUACGGUUAGUGUGAUUUGACUAUAGAUUAAAUGCUUACACACAAUUUCGUACCUUAGCAAA